Messenger RNA from Paramecium octaurelia, 1125 nucleotides. Lineage: Eukaryota; Ciliophora; Oligohymenophorea; Peniculida; Parameciidae. The record is from the annotation of a GenBank genome assembly.
AAAAUAAUUAAUGGAGGCAAAGAAGAUCAUCGGUAUAGGCAGUCCAUUGUUAGAUAUUCAAGCUGAAGUACCAGCUGAAUUCCUUGAGAAGUACGGAUUGACACUCAAUAACACUUAUUUUGCUGAGGAGAAACAUUUACCACUCUACGAGGAAUUGAUAAACAUUCCAACUCAUUCUCAUGUUCCAGGAGGUAUGCAAAUCCCAAUUAUUCUUAGGAUCUGCACUUAACACCAUAAGAUUGUCUAGAUGGAUGGCUUAAGCUGGUUAGGAUCAAGUAAAAUUCAUCGGUUGUGUUGGAAAGAAGGACAAAUUUGCAAAUAUGUUAAUAGAGGUGACAAAUUAAGACGGAGUGACCACCUUAUUUGACGAAUAGGAUCAACCUACUGGUAAAUGCGGAGUGUUGCUCUGCAAUAAGGAUAGGUAUUUACAAUAAUUAGAAAACUAAUAGAUGUUUGGUUCCCUUGAUUGGUGCAGCAGCUCAUUUGUCUGAAGCCUAUGUCGAUUAGCAUAUCGAGGAUAUCAAAACUGCUACUGUCUUAUUUAGUGAAGUGUAUUUCUUGUAUCCAAGAGCUGAACUUACAAAGAAAGUAUAUUAAAUUGCUUCAGAAAAUGGUGUGAACACUUGCUUGACUCUUUCAAGUGUAAAUGCAGUAAGUGAUAGAUUCAAUGAAAUAUUGGCCGUCCUCCCAUAUGUUGAUUACUUGUUUGGUAACGAAGAGGAAGUUGAAUAAUUUGCUAAGAAUUUGAAGUUCGAGGGAGAUCUCCCAACUGUAAUGUAAUAGAUAGCUGGGUAAGAAAAACAUGGACAAAGAGAAAGAGUGGUUGUAUGCACUUAAGGAAAGAAACCAACAUUGAUUGCUAAAAAGAAUGAAGUUAUAACUGUUGAAGUUUAGUUGGUCGAUGUAUCAAAGAUUGUUGACACCAAUAGUGCUGGUGAUUCAUUUUGCGGAGGGUAUUCAAUUAAUUUAUAUUAAUUAGAUUUAUUGCUGAAUUGUUGAAUGGUCCAGAUCUUGUCAAAUGUGCCAAGGCUGGAAAUUAUUCAGCCUCAUAAACCAUCUAGCAUGAGGGAAGCACAAUUCCAAAAUAUGCACCAGAAAAAACAUGGUGAAAAGAUAUUAUUUAUU